CAUGAAACGGGAGAUGGGGUUGGACAAAAGUAUCAUGGGGAAGAACAUUUUUUUAGUGCACACUGAAAAUUCACAUCCAGGACACCUUCUUGGUUGUUCUUAUCAGUUUAUACAGAGCCUCUAUGCCUGAGAGAAUGCUGAACAUGUACAUUACAACCUAUUUUCUACCCUAAGUGGAUGUUCUAACAUAAGAACUAAUGACAAGCCAUAUGGCACCUCUUUUGUUCACAGCACCUCCAUAGCCUAGUAAUUACAGCACAGCAAAUCACCAACCUCUUUCUUCCAAAAGAGGCAGUAUCUUGUACCUGACCCCACGACUGUGACUUUCAAAUACUGUACUGAAGAAGCCUCUUAGGCAAGUCCUGGCUUCGCUCAGAGUGCAGCCUUGUCUGUUUUAGACAUUUAUCAGCUCGGCAGCCGAGCAGACGCACACUGUCCUAGCGCUGCUGGCUAAGCCCACACAGCCUGGGAAAGGCGGAAAUAUUUGGCCUCGCAAAACUGCCUGCAAACCACUGACUUCCGUCAUGAGACUAUGGCUUUUACUUGCCGUGUCAUUUUUCUGCUGGCUAAGCUACAGUGUUGCCAAAGAUCAGAAUCGGAAUCGUCCUGUGGCUCAAGGAAAACGAAGGAGGGGGAAGAAAAUGGCCCAUCAAGGCAGGGUGCCAGUAAAUGGUGGAUAUAACGGAGCAUCAGUUUUCAUCAAGUCUUACAAAGGAGUAGAGGAACCAAAGCCGAACUACAAUGUUAUUCCAGGGAACACAGGGCAAUGUGUAUUUCAGGGCAUCACUAUGUUUGAUAAAACCGUAUGGUCGCCGAAGCCCUGUGUCACCUGCUUAUGCUCCAGUGGGAAUGUGGUGUGUGAUGAAAUGAAGUGUCCGGUUUUACAAUGCCAACUCAAAUUUAAACCUAUUGGACAGUGCUGCCCAAUCUGCAUUGACUCCACUCAUGAUGUCUCUGAAAACUCUGGCGAUUCCCCUGUUCCUAAUGAUCCAAGCUUCCCUAAUGCUGCGUUUCUGCCUGAUAAGAGCCAGAGAAAAGAGAAAUACAAGGAGGAAGAGGAGAGGCACUUGAGGAAAGAUGCUGAGCGUAAGAGGAGAAAGAAGCAAAAGAAGGAGACAGAAAAACUGAGGAAACAAAUGGAAGAGCAAGAGCGGGAGGAGGAAAUGAGGAAGUUGAGAGAGGAAGCAGUGAAGAGAGCAGCAGAAGAAGAAGAGAAGAGGAAGAGGAUGGAGGAACAACAGCGCGUGGAGGAAGAUAGGAGGAGGAGGAGGGAGAAGGAACAGAGGGAGAUGCUGAGGGCUCUUGAGGAGGCAGCAGAGCAAGCACAGGCUGAACUGAGGGCAGAGGAAGAGGAAGAUGAAGAGGAGGAGGAAGAGGAGACUGUGUUGUUAAGAGGGGACGUGUUCCAAAUGCCACCACAGUUGCCUACCCCUCCAGACUUUCCCCCACCGACAGCACCAGCCGAGCCCAGUCACGCUGGAGAGGGAGAUGAUGCAGACGAGGAAUCUGCACGGAUUAGCUACGCACUCCCUCAGGGAUGCACAAUCUCUGAUGUCAUUGUCUCCUGUGAAAAUGCCAAACUCACCAGUAUUCCUCCUCUUUCCAUCCCUGAGCUCAAGUCUCUCAAUCUACAGGGAAACGCAAUCACUACCAUUCCAGCGGAAGCAUUUAACGGUGUACUGAAUUUGGAGUGGAUAGAUUUUGGAAAAAAUAAGAUCUCAUCAUCUGGAAUUGAUCCACAAGCAUUUACCAAGCUUAAAUUUUUAACCCGGUUAUAUAUGGAUGGAAAUUUGCUUGAACACAUUCCCCCAAGGCUUCCACAUACGCUACAAGAAUUAAAGCUCAAUGAGAACAACCUCCAAGAGAUGGAUGAGGACAGCUUUGAAGGUCUGAGCAGUCUGGUUACUUUGGAAAUGGAAGGGAACUUACUGAGUGAAGCGAAUGUAAAUCCCAAAUUCUUCGCACCACUGAAACAGCUCACCUACCUACGGAUGGGCAGGAACCACUUCCGCACCAUCCCGCAAGGCCUGCCAGCGUCUCUGCAGGAGUUGCAUCUUGAAAACAAUUUAAUUGAGGAAUUACCUGAGGGAGCUUUUAAUCAAAGCAAAAGCCUCAACGUCAUUGUGUUAAGACACAAUAAAAUAGAUGAGACAAGGAUUGCACCCUUUGCCUGGAUCAAUCACAGGAAUCUGGAAUCAAUAGAUCUCUCGCACAACAACCUCCAUUUGGUCCCUUCAUUCCUGCCAAAGUCCUUGGUUCACCUGGUGCUGGUCGGCAAUCAGAUCGAACGCAUUCCAGGAUAUGUGUUUGCACACAUGGAACCUGGCCUUGAGUAUCUAUAUCUCUCCUACAACAAGCUGGAUGGAGAAGGGGUGGAACCAGAGUCUUUCUUUGGUACAUUUAACACAAUGACUGAGCUAUGUCUAGACCACAACCAACUGACCAGCAUUCCCAUUGGUGUCAACGAGAUGACGUCAUUACAUUUCCUCAGGCUUAACAACAACAACAUAAGGCACAUUGGAGAGGACAGUAUCUGCGACCCCUUGAAUGAUGAGGAUUCACACAUAGUAGCCUUGCGCCUUGAGAAUAAUCUGCUUGAUCCCCGGAAAAUUCCUCCAACUGCCUUCUCAUGUGUUAGGUCUUAUUCUAGUGUUGUUUUGAGGCCUCAAAGAAUUAAAUAAUCUGAUAACGAAAUCUUAAGCAUGUUAAUCUUUCUUAACACAAUUGGCCUUGCGCCCAAACAAAGCUGAGAGAGGCAAUGUAAUGUAAAUUUCUCCAAACUCUCCAUCCUGUUCCAAGUGUUUUGCAUGAAGGUCACUGUUCAAUAUGUUGACUGUUUUAUAAGACAAGGGCCUUUAUUCAUUAGCUAUGCGAAAUAAGGCAUGGUUACUUGCUGGUAUGUAGAGCAUGUCAGCAGAUGUCUGUGGUUAUGGGGACCUAUUUAGACUUUUAGUCUUUCUAUGAAUGCUAAAUGGAAACAUUUUACUUUCCAAUUAUUCAGUCAGGGAAAACGGCAGAUCUGAAGAUCCAAAACUAUGUAAGGAUAUGAUUCUGUUCACACCAGUAUUUCAUUAUUUCAGCAUUUCUCAUACAUUUCCAGAGAUCAUAAAGAAAAAUGUAUAGUUUUACAAUCAACCUACCAAGAAUGUGUUUUACAAUAAGUUUAUUUGUACAGCUGCACAUUACCAUGAAGAACAAACCAAAAGAUGAUUACUACUGAACUAAAAAGAUGUACUAGUGUCCUAAUAUUUUCACAGUAUUCAUAAGAGCUCUGGGGCAUGAGUACAUUCUUUCAGUUUCUGUGCAUAUAAACCACUCUCUACCAUUCAAGGUUACAUUUACCCCUUUGUCUGGAUAUGUAUUUAAUAAUGUAUUUAAUAAAGUAAAGCCUGAUUUUACCCGCUA
Pangasianodon hypophthalmus (striped catfish) is the source of this 3405-nucleotide messenger RNA. RefSeq names its product extracellular matrix protein 2, female organ and adipocyte specific (gene ecm2). Gene Ontology annotation, molecular function: collagen V binding; heparin binding; protein binding. Lineage: Eukaryota; Metazoa; Chordata; Actinopteri; Siluriformes; Pangasiidae. The record is from RefSeq and is a predicted model, not a curated record. Bases 525 to 2681 code for a protein of 718 amino acids. Gene Ontology annotation, biological process: extracellular matrix organization; positive regulation of cell-substrate adhesion. Gene Ontology annotation, cellular component: extracellular matrix. The transcript is spliced from 10 exons.